UCGACUUGAGUUUGUCAGGAAACGUUUGUCUUGUAACUGGAGGCUCACGUGGUAUUGGAAAGGGUAUUCUCAUCAUGUUAUUAAAGGCAGGAGCUACUGUUUAUGUUACAGACUCUGGCAAACAAUAGCCAAGGAAUGUUCCGGAAAGAAUUUUAACUGCAUUUGUGUAGCCAAUAUCAGACUGGGAUGGCAUGAAUGCUGUUGGAUUAAGAACGAUCGUACGAUGGCGGACAUGGCUGAAGAACUGAGGAAGCUUAAUGUGGCUACUUGUUCAUUACGGCCUGGUUGUGUUUCAACUGAGUCCAUGAAACAAAUAAUGCAAUCCGAAGCUAAAAGUAUUUUCAGCAAAAUGAUAAGCAGUGGCUUAUUUAAGGGAGAAUAUCUAAAAACACCGGAGUUUAGUGGAAAAGCUGUUGCUGCUCUUGGAAACGAUCCUCAUAUCAUGAAAAAAUCUGGAAAGGUGUUAGUAAUAGCAGAACUUGCAAGAGAAUAUGGUUUUACAGAUGUUGGAGGUGUUUUAAAGCUAAAGAAAUAUUAUAGAUCCAGCGAUGUUUAAUACUACUCUCUGAAAGCACCACUCUUCUGAAAAGUACCAUUCUCUUGAAAAGUGUACCACUCUCUGAAAGUACCACUCUCUUGAAAAGUACCACUCUCUUGAAAAGUACCACUCUCUUGAAAAGUACCACUCACUCUCUUGAAAAGUACCACUCUCUUGAAAAGUACCACUCUCUGAAAGUACCACUCUCUUGAAAAGUGGAAUAACGAGGUGAAGUGAAAAGGACUAUAGUUUUAUAUACAGUAUAUACUUGCUUAAAUAAAGCACCUUUUAAAAAACUUGCUGUACAUUGUGGUGAAACAAAGGUAACCUUAUGUUUUUCUUUUAUGAUA
Xenia sp. Carnegie-2017 is the source of this 888-nucleotide messenger RNA. Its product is annotated as dehydrogenase/reductase SDR family member 1-like. The transcript has 7 exons. Bases 224 to 556 code for a protein of 110 amino acids. The record is from RefSeq and is a predicted model, not a curated record. NCBI's taxonomy places the organism in Eukaryota, Metazoa, Cnidaria, Anthozoa, Malacalcyonacea, Xeniidae.